AAUCGAAUGUAAAAUGUGAUUUGAAUAAAAAAAAUCAUACACAAAAUUCAAAUUAUAUCGAUAUUAUAUCAAAAAAGCAUUGUGGUGAUAAACAUUGAUUGAUUGAUAAUUGUAAUCAUGGUAUAUGGCUCCAGAUUGAUUUUUGUUUGUUUUCUGGAUUGCAUUGAAAUGUUUAGCAGCAGUUUCGAUUGAAAAAAAUGAUGAAUUCAACUUUGCCAUUGAUCGCCAUCAUUAUUGUUGGAACAUUAUGUAUUGUUUCGGCACAACAACAGCAACAACAACAACAACAACAACAGAAUGCCUGGGCACAAGGAUCACAAGAUUUGAUACGUAGUUUUUCUACCCAUAAUAGUAACAAUAAUAAUCAAAAUUCGAAUCAACGUCGAAAAAAUCAACGUCCAUUAAACGUCGAUGAUCAAAAUGAUCGUUUUGGUGGUAGUGGUCGCAAUAGACAUGGUUCAUCAUCAUCAUCAUCAUCAUCCGAUACGGAUGCAACCUGUAAUCUUAAUUAUCAAUUUGAUUAUUUUGUAUUGGCAAUACAAUGGCCAUCAUCAUUUUGUUUGGAAAAACAACGAUGUAAUCAUACAAUUGCCCAACAACAUAAAUGGUUAAUACAUGGCUUAUGGCCAAAUCAAUAUCCACAACAAGCGAUUGGUAGACGAAAUCGUCGUUCAGUAACAUUGAUUGAUGAUCAAAAACAACAGAAACGACAACAACAAUCAAAAAAAUAUGGUUCUGGAUCGAACAAUCCUAAUUCGGCUGCUGCUACUGCUGAAUAUUGUUGUGGCCCAAAAUAUGAUCAAUCAAUAAUGCAUCAAGGAAAUCUUUAUAAUGAAUUAUUAGAAAAAUGGCCAACACUACAUCCGGGUAAUUAUCAUCAUGGAUUCUGGAAACAUGAAUGGGAAAAACAUGGUACAUGUGCACGUAAUGUACGGCCAUUAAAAAAUCAACGAAAAUAUUUCGAAACAAUUCUUGGACUUUAUAAUCGAUUCAAUUUAUCGACAACAUCUUUUCAGAAUGGUCAACAUUAUGAUAAAGGUGAUGUUCAUCGUAAUCUACGAAAAAAUAUCGGUGAUUAUAAAAUUCGUCUUGAAUGUUCAUUAGUCGAUGAUUAUUUUUCACGUCAAAAACGACAACAACAACAACAAAACCGUAAUCGAAAUCAAAAUCGAGAACGGAACCAAUCAAAUAACAAUGGCGACGGUAGCCAAAUAUCCGUAUUCAGUGAGAUACAUAUCUGUCUGAAUAAAACAUUACAUCCGAUCGAUUGUAUACGACGUGAUGAUUAUCAAUGUAGAAAUCGAAUUCUAUUUCCAUAGGAUUUGGAAUUUUCAACAAAAAAAAAUUUAAAAUAUGAGAAAAAAUAAAUCUUUUUCUUCUUCACAGA
Molecule: messenger RNA, 1387 nt
Organism: Dermatophagoides farinae (American house dust mite)
Lineage: Eukaryota; Metazoa; Arthropoda; Arachnida; Sarcoptiformes; Pyroglyphidae
Source: RefSeq, a predicted model, not a curated record